UUUUGUGUUACUUAUUAAUUACAGGACAAAUUGUUUUCUGCUUUGCUAAUUGAAAUAAAUUUAAUAAUAAAUAAAUAAAUUUCUGCUUAAAUCCCGGGUACUUUCGUAAAGAAAUGGAGGAAACAGAAAAUUAUCAGAAAAGUGUACAGAAGCCAGACGAAUUUUUACAAAUCUCAGGCGACAUGGCAAACACUGGUUUAUUAGUUUUGACGAAUCCUGCAAGGGUGAAAAUGCUACUGCCUGUAAUUAAGAAGCACGUUUUGAAGACGCUGUACAUACAAUACCUCCCGGAAAAGAGCAUCUUUGCGUCAGGGAAAUACGAUAAUAGUAAUACGGUGUCGUUGCAACGGAGAGGCCUGCAAUGCUCUCAGAACAUUGUGGACAUUUAUGUGAACACGUCUACGAUCUCCCCCAGGCUCGAUGUCCGUGUCUUGCUCACUAAUACAAAGUAUCCCAACAGAUCUGUUAUAAACACCAAAAAACCCGUAGAAAUAGUUAUCUUCGAUCGGAUGUGCAGUAAGAAAGAAGCUGACUCAUUCAUACAAGACUGCUUAGCCAAUAUGUCAGUGGACUAUAGCUUUGUCACUUGCAACGACGAUCAGGAUCAAAUCGAUCAUAAAGACCCAGAAUGUCCCUCUGUUCAAAGGGUAAACACUUAUAGGAAUGUAGUGCUGGGUGGCACAUUCGAUCGAUUGCACAAUGGUCACAAGAUAAUGUUGAGCGAAGCUGUUCUACGUUGCACAGAGAAGCUUACUGUUGGUGUAACUGAUACGAAUAUGAUUUCUAGUAAAAUAUUAUGGGAGCUUAUAGAACCGUGUACAAAAAGAAUAAAGGAGGUUAAAGAAUUUCUGGAGGAUGUAGACUCUUCGAUAACAUAUGAUGUUGUUCCUAUCAAUGAUAUGUACGGACCUACCAAAGAUGAUCCAACGUUUGAAAUGCUAGUUGUGAGUCAGGAAACAAAGCGUGGCGGUGACAAAGUCAAUGAACUGCGGUUGCAGAAGAAUUUGGGUAAACUGGAUAUUCACGUAGUAGAAUUGGCAAAUAACGAACAUUAUAAUGAACAUGAAGAAGCCAAGAUCAGCUCGAGCAAUCACAGGAUACGAUUGCUGGGCAUGAGGCUUCAACCUCCUAGGUUAAAGGACAAGCCCUUGAAGCCAUACAUCAUCGGUUUGACAGGCGGUAUUGCGAGUGGAAAAUCUUCAAUCGCUGAAAAAUUACAAAAUCUUGGCGCUGGUCUUGUGAACUGCGAUAAGUUAGCUCACGAUUUAUAUUUACCUGGAAAAGUCUGCUUCCGUAAAACAGUCGAGUAUUUUGGUCCUUCCAUUCUCAAUUCCGAUGGAUUUAUAGAUAGAAGGGCACUUGGCAAUAUAGUGUUUAACGAUAAGAAACAGUUGGAUGAGCUAAAUAAACUGAUUUGGCCUUGGAUUCUAGAAGAAGCUAAGAAAAAGGUAGCUACUCUAUAUUCCGAAGGUCACGAUGUUAUUGUGAUGGAAGCAGCGGUUUUAAUUCAAGCUAAGUGGCAGAACGUCUGUCACGAGAUUUGGACUUGCAUAAUUCCGCAAAACGAGGCUAUAAAACGAGUAAUGGAUAGAAAUGGACUAUCUGAAGAAGCGGCAAAAUCGCGAAUUCAAAUACAACCGAGUAAUACAGAGCAGGUUAAAGAAGCGAAUGUUGUCAUAUGUACUUUGUGGAAUCACAGCAUUACACAGACGCAAGUGGAAACAGCAUGGAAGGAAUUGACAGCUACGUUAUUCGAAGAAUCGCGGGAUAAAUGAAUUCUACAUACGGAUAGAAGAUUCAUCUAUUUUUUAACAGACAUAUAUAUAUACAUAUGUAAACGAAUGAUAGAAUCCUUUAUGCAUGUGGAAUAAAGAAUUACUUUCUUAUGUGAUUGAAAACCAA
Messenger RNA from Dinoponera quadriceps, 1902 nucleotides. RefSeq names its product bifunctional coenzyme A synthase (gene Ppat-Dpck). The coding region runs from base 114 to 1775 and encodes 553 amino acids. Gene Ontology annotation, molecular function: dephospho-CoA kinase activity; ATP binding. NCBI's taxonomy places the organism in Eukaryota, Metazoa, Arthropoda, Insecta, Hymenoptera, Formicidae. The record is from RefSeq and is a predicted model, not a curated record. Gene Ontology annotation, biological process: coenzyme A biosynthetic process. The transcript is spliced from 6 exons.